UAACUACUUCUGAAGCUCUAGAUGCAUUUGAUAAAAUUUUUGAAUAUUUGAAACAAGAUGAUAAUCAAGACUUAUUUGUUGGAAGUGAAGAAAGUAAUAAGUCAAAUGAUACUUAUAGUAAUCUGGUUGAAACAGAGAGGAAUCAUGAAGAAGAUAAAUAUCAACUUGAUCAGAAUAUCCUCGGUCAUUGGUAA
This is a messenger RNA of Funneliformis geosporum, 194 nucleotides long. The record is from the annotation of a GenBank genome assembly. Lineage: Eukaryota; Fungi; Glomeromycota; Glomeromycetes; Glomerales; Glomeraceae.